Chrysoperla carnea is the source of this 3432-nucleotide messenger RNA. Its product is annotated as probable WRKY transcription factor protein 1. The coding region runs from base 367 to 3330 and encodes 987 amino acids. The record is from RefSeq and is a predicted model, not a curated record. NCBI's taxonomy places the organism in Eukaryota, Metazoa, Arthropoda, Insecta, Neuroptera, Chrysopidae. The transcript has 7 exons.
GUCUUCAGCAAAGAGUGCCAGAACGGCUCUUCAUGAAUAAUGUGAAAAAUUAAUCUAUACUGGAUCACAACGGUAAAUUAUUGAUGUUAAAACUGUACAUAAGGGAGGAUUUUAACUACGUCACGAAGUUACACAAUGGAUAAAACCUUGAGUGAGGGUUAGAUUAGAGAAGGGUGUAUUAUAAUCGCACACCUAUAGUACUGUAGUAUAUUUUUACAUACAAUUUAUUUUUAAUAUUCAUUUUGUUGAAUGCAAACAAAUGAAUUUGGGGGUUUCAUCUCUGUGAUGCAUUUUGCUAACAACAAACUGCAUUACGUGAUCUCAUUACGUAAACAUAGUUGAAAGUAACUAAUUUUAGUAAACAAAAUGCCUCAAUGUUAUGUCCAAACUUGUGGUAAUUACUACAGCAAAACAAGAAAUUUAAAAAGUACAGAUUCAAGUGUUAUGUAUCAUGUGUUUCCAUCAUCUCGGCAACAAGCACUCCUUUGGGCAUCGUUAGCACGUGGUGAAGAUGUUACAGAAUUACCAACAAAUGGUCGUAUUUGUAGUUGGCACUUUUCCGAUAAAAAUUAUCAAAGGGAUUUACAACAUGAGUUGUUAGGUUUACCGAAACGUAAAAAAUUAAUACAGAAUGCGGUUCCUGAUAGAUUGUUACCACCACGAAAUGGAGGAAACAAAUCAAAUUUUUAUAAGAAAAAUAGUGAAAAUUGUGUUAAACGUGCAAAUAAUAGGAAAACACGUAAAAAACAACCAAAUCCUCCGCAGCGAUCAUUUGAUGAGAUCAAAAUUAAAGAAGAGUUAUUGAAGGGACCUGAAGAUUUUGGUGCUAUAAGUGAUUUUUUAUCCAAUAGUUUAGAUAUUAUUAAUUAUAUAAAAACAGAACCAAAUCAAAGUGAUAGUGAUUUUCAAACAAGUACUCCUAAAAUAAAAACUGAAGAUAUUAAAAUAAAACAAGAAUUAAUCGAUAAUAGUGAUAAUAGUCAAAAUAAAAUUAAAAAGAAAUUAAUCGAGAAUAGUGUUCCUGAUCAAAAUAAAAUGAAAAAAGAAUCGAACGAUAUUAGUAGUGAUCCUGAACAAAAUUUACAGGAUGAUAAAAAACGGAAAAAUGGGAUCAAAGUGAAAUCUGAGUUGAAUAAAAAAAGUAUAUCAUAUCCAAUUAGAUCCAGUAUACGUAUUGCCAAAAAGAAAUCAUUAUUGGCUGAAAAUCAAACAAAAGACAUAGCGUUUACACCAAAAGAAAAAUCUGGACGGGACAGUUUUGCAUUUAAAAUUAAAUAUAUGGCUAAACUCCAUUUGGAAUAUAAUACAGGGGAGAAAAAAAUGCCAAACAGAAUGUUGGUAAUGGAGGACACUGAUGAUGUAAUAAGUAAUAAUCGAUCUAAUAGCAAUACUUCACUACCUGAAAAUAAAGAGAAUAAUACAGAAGAAAAAAAAGUUGAUGUUGAAGAAUCAAAGGAAAAUAUCAUUAAAAAUGAAAAUGAUCAAUCAGAAUCAAUAGCAAAUAAUGAAGAAGAGGCUGAAAAUCUUACAGUUUCCAAACCCGAGGAGGCUGUGACUCCAAAACAUGAACUAAUUGAAAUUGAUGAAGAAAUUGAAGAUAUCGAAAAAGAUAACGAUUCAAAAAGAUCACUUGAAGAACAAGAUGAAUCGUUAUCAAAAAAACCUAGACUGAAUGAAAAUUCCGACAAAAAUGAGGAAACAGAUUUUUCAAAAUGUGACACAUUAGAUGAAAUUGAUUCGUUCGAGUCGAAGUUAAUGUCAGAUAUAGAGUAUUUAGAUCAAUUAGCGAGGGUUAAAGAACGUGAGUGGAACAGUAUAAUACAUGCCAAGAAAAUUAAAGAGGAGCAAAUGUUACGUCUACAAAGGAAGAAACAAGUAGCGUUAUUAACUAGGGCGAAUCCAAAUAGUGAUGUUGAUUGGGAACUGGCUUUAGAUAUACAUAUAAAAAGCUUAAAUCAAAUUCAAAAUAAUAUUACUAGAAAUAAUUAUACCGAAAAUAAUAGAAUUCCAAUUGCAAUUACUAAUAAUGGUGGUGUGACAAUACAACCAAUUCCUUCGACUGCAAAUUCUAAAACAGUAAAAUUAUCUGAUGGGCGUUUUCAAAACAGAAAUAGCAAACAAUUAACAAAUGAAAGAAGUCUUUUAAGUCCAUUAAAUAAACAAAGAAGUAUUUUACCUAAACCACAAAAUAUGUUCGCCGAGUACUCAUCGAAUGGAUCAUUGAAAACUGGACCUAAAGGACAACCGAUUAAGGAUGUUAAUUUAAUUGUUGAAAAGUUUAGACAAUCAAAUCCAGAAGUUCCACGACGCGGUAAAAGAAUACGAACAGUACAGAAAAAUGAAGCAGAAGCAGUUUCGAGCACUAGUAAAAUGUUACCGUUGUUAUCAUUAAAUAAUAAAAAUAUUUCCUCGGGAAGUGUUCCAUUAAUGCCAAAUAAAGUCGAUGUGAAUAGUGAAUUGGGAAUGUUAUUAUCAUCAGGAUCCGAAAGUGCACGUGGUCGCGACUUACAUAAUGAUUCGUCACGAAGCUCAGACUCUUUACCGGAAGGUACUUCUGGGAAUGUAUCAUUCAAAGAUGUACUCGUGGAAUUUGCUCGAAUGUCACAGACUGAAAGGCGUGCUACUACUUCGGAACAAUCAAAUAAUAUCAGACAAAUGGAUUCGUAUAAUAUUGGUGGGAAAAAUAUGUCAUGUCCUGAAGUUACAUUACAUCCUGUAGUAAUAAAUGAUCGUGGUUCAACUUCUACUGUUUCAAAUAGCCAAUCCACGCUGACAUCCAAUUCUUUACUGCAUGGAAUAUUAACCAAGAAUAAACCAAAAUCAAGUGCUAAACCUUUCACCACAUUGUCGCCAACUUUAGCUAGACUUUUAACAGAUACGUCAUCUCAACCGAGUGAUGUUUCCAAUAUCAAUGACCUUCUUGCCAAUAGUCAAAAUCGUGGAAUAGCAACUUCCCCCGCUCGAUUUAAUGAAACAACAACAAUUCACUCUAUUGAUCCUGCUUCAAAUAUAAAUCGUGCUUCUACAAGUAUACCGUCAAAUAUUCAGUAUUCAGAAUCGUCAAGCGGAAUUGUAAAUUUAGAUGAUGGCGAAAAUGAAGAUAGCCUCGAUCGUUUAGUAAUUGAUGAAACAAAUGAUGGUUCUAGUUCAAAAGCUAAAACUGCUAAUGAUAGUAGCGGUGACAAUGGGCCAACACAGAUACCUCCGUGUCAAGGGUGUAAGAAAAAUUCGGCGCAGUUUGUUUGUGCUGGAUGUACAAGUCAGUGGUAUUGCAGUCGAGAAUGUCAGGUAUCAGAUUGGGAUCAACAUUGCGAAAUUUGUACCGGAUAAAUAAAAUUAUUUAAUUUAUAUGAAUGCCAUGUAUUUUAAGAAAUUUCGCCAUAUAAAAUGUAAUAUGUAUAUUAAAGAAACAGAAGAAUUUUUUGUUUACAC